AUGGCCAGAGAUUUAACCCAUAACCGUGGUGGCUACGCGUACCCGACGGCCGACACGCCGCCACCAGAAAACCCGUUUGAGUCCGAGCACUACUACUCGUCUUCGCACUCGUCUGAAGGCUCGCGCCAGCAGUACGACCCCAACCCUGGCCAGGCCUUACUCUCGCACAACUCCUCCGAGUCAUUCCAGGGCAGACCCACCCGCGGCUACACCUACAUACCCGGGACAUCUACUACGACCCACCGUGACAAUCACCCGUUUACUCCGCCUGAGUACGACCGCUAUCCGUCCCGUGGAAACUCGCGAGUUACGUCGCAGCAGUCGGUUGGCUCGGCCUCCUAUAUUGCCGGCGUCGCGCCCCGGACCCGCGGCGACUCGUUUACCGACUCGCUGUCCUCGAGCCACCGACAGUCGUUCUUUGAAAAUGGGGACGUGGACUUCUCUCCGUUCGGUGGCUACCCCGCGCUGGCCUUUCCCCUCCACAUCGAUGAAAAAGAGGAAGAUGACUACCUCCACAACCCGGACCCCAUUGCGGAUGCAGAGUACGACAAGAACCGCUUCAAGUACGACAUGAAGCACUUGGAUCGCCGGUCCUUGUGCGGUCUCCUCGGUUUCAUUGUCCUCGCUCUCGGUGCGCUCUGUCUUUUCGUGCUCUAUCCGGUCUUGACCUACUCGGGCGUGCUCGACCCGUGGAAACCCCAGUCGUAUGUCAUUCUCAGCGAUUACAAGUAUCCGACGCUCGCAGCUAUUCGCACCCUGCUCGUCGACCCAGAUACGCCUACAGAAUACCUUACUCGCACGGCAGAUGACGGCUCCGACUGGAAUUUGGUUUUUUCUGACGAGUUUAAUGCGGAAGGGCGUACCUUCUACGAAGGCGACGACCAGUUCUGGUACGCUCCAGACUUUAAUUAUGCUGCCACAAAGGAUUUAGAGUGGUACGAUCCUGAUGCCGUCGCCACCGCCAACGGGACGCUUCAGUUCACAUUGGACGCUUUCGAGAACCACAACUUGAUGUAUCGGUCCGGGAUGCUACACUCGUGGAAUAAGAUGUGUUUCACGCAAGGGAUCAUGGAGGUUUCUAUUCGGCUCCCCAACUAUGGAUUCGUUUCCGGCUUGUGGCCGGGUGCGUGGACGUUGGGGAACUUGGGCAGACCUGGUUAUAUGGCCACUACCGAAGGUGUGUGGCCAUACUCCUACCAGUCAUGUGACGCCGGCAUCACCGCCAACCAGUCGUCUCCCGACGGUAUCUCCUACCUCCCAGGCCAAAAGUUAAAUGCGUGUACCUGCAACGGCGGUGACCACCCGAACAAGGGGGUUGGGAGAGGUGCCCCGGAGAUUGAUGUCAUCGAGGCCGCCAUGGAUACCAAGUUGGGGGUGGGGGUGGCCUCGCAGUCGGUCCAGAUUGCCCCCUUUGAUAUCUGGUACAUGCCGGACUAUAACCAGAUUGAGGUGUACAACUUCCUGGUGACGAAUAUGAAUACUUACGCCGGGGGGCCGUUCCAGCAGGCUGUUUCGGGUGUGACUACCUUGAAUGUGGAUUGGUACGAGCGUUCACGCUCGGGUAUCAACAACUUCCAGAACUACGCGUUUGAGUAUUUGAACGAUCCAAACACUGGCUACAUCAAGUGGUUUGUGGGGAAUGACCCGACGUUUAAGGUCGUUUCCAACGCGUUUGCGCCGAAUGGGAACAUCGGCUGGAGACCGAUCCUGAAGGAGCCAAUGUCAUUGGUGGUGAAUUUGGGGCUCAGUAACAGUUGGGCGUAUAUCGACUGGGGUCUGCUCAAGUUUCCCAUGGUGAUGGAGAUCGACUACGUGAGAGUUUACCAGCCGGCAAACGCAACGAAUAUUGGGUGUGAUCCCGUAGGAUACCCGACGUCAAAUUACAUCCAACAACAUCUCAACGCCUACUCAGACUACAACUUGACGUCGUGGGAAAUGGCUGGGUAUACUUUCCCGAAGAACCGGCUCACCGGGUGCUAG
Molecule: messenger RNA, 1980 nt
Organism: Babjeviella inositovora NRRL Y-12698
Lineage: Eukaryota; Fungi; Ascomycota; Pichiomycetes; Serinales
Product: SKN1/KRE6 family beta-glucan synthesis-associated protein
Exons: 1
Coding region: 1-1980 (659 amino acids)
Biological process (GO): (1->6)-beta-D-glucan biosynthetic process; fungal-type cell wall organization
Cellular component (GO): endoplasmic reticulum membrane; plasma membrane
Molecular function (GO): glucosidase activity
Source: RefSeq, a predicted model, not a curated record